AUGCCACUGGCGCCUACAGCUUCCUCUUCGAGAGCGCCGACGGCAUCAGUCGUCAGGAGCAGGGCGCCCCUCAGGGGCCGAAUGGCGCCGUGGCUUCCCAGGGAGGAUGGUCUCUUCACCUUCGUAGCUGACGGUGCAGGUUACCGCGUGCAGUCUGACCUGCUGCCCACGCCCCCACCUCUCCCCGCCCACGCCAUCGCCCAGAUCGAGAAGGCUCGUCAGGAGGACGCCGCCGCAGCUUCUGCCCCAAGGAACAAUUACAGUGCCCCAGCCCCUGCUCCUUUCCCUGCCCCAACCCCUGUUCCUUUCCCUAUCCCAGCCCCUGUCCCAGCUUCAGCCCCUGCCCCAGUCCCAGCUUCAGCCCCAGCCCCAGCCCCAGCCCCAGCCCCAGCUCAAGCUCCAGCCCCAAUAAUCAGUUACAGUGCCCCUGCCCCACAGACAAACUACUCGUUCCCACAAUAG
Messenger RNA from Homarus americanus (American lobster), 462 nucleotides. Its product is annotated as skin secretory protein xP2-like. The record is from RefSeq and is a predicted model, not a curated record. The transcript is spliced from 2 exons. Bases 1 to 462 code for a protein of 153 amino acids. Lineage: Eukaryota; Metazoa; Arthropoda; Malacostraca; Decapoda; Nephropidae.